ACCAGCUUGGGUUCAUUAAAGAAUUUGAAAAAGCGAAGCCCUCGGUGUGAGAGGAUGUCCCUUGCAAUGUGCUUCAACUGAUGUUUAAUAUUUUACUUGGAAACUUGUGACAUGUGCCUUAAAAACACUUCUGGGUGUGUAAACUAUUGCCCAGUUAUGAGAUUCGUGUCCAUCAGUGGACGUACCAUCCCCUGCAGCUCCAAACAACCCCCAGAUACACGGAGACCAGAGUCCUCCUCAUCGCUUCCUUCGAAGCCAUGCCCGAGCCUGUCCACGCCUACUCCUGCCCACUCUUCUGGACAGAGUACGAGGGUCACUGCUACCGGUACUUCCCCGUCAAUAAAACCUGGGCUGAAGCCGACCUCUACUGCGCCGAGUUCUCCAUUGGCAUCAGAUCAGCCAAGCUGGCCUCCAUCCACAGCUGGGAAGAAAACGUCUUUGUGUACGACCUGGUGAACAGCCGCGUGCCCGGCAUCCCCACCGACAUCUGGACGGGGCUCAACGACCUUCGGCAGGAGGGUCACUUUGAGUGGACAGAUGGCUCCUCCUACGACUACCACUACUGGGAUGGCAGCCAGCCUGACGAUGGGAUCCACUCCAUCCCGGAGGAGGAGGACUGCGUGCAGAUCUGGUACAGGCACAGCAGCGCACUGCGCUCCUGGAACGACAACGCCUGUGGCAGAGCCUUCCCCUUCGUCUGCAAGAUUCCCUCACUGGCCCUGGACUGAGGCUGCUGGUGCUGCCCACAUUCCCCUUCAUUUUGGGUCACCUCUCCAGCUGUGCCAGGCAAGAGCAGUCAGGGCAUGGCAUGGGUUGGGAGAGCCUUGGAGCUGCUUGGAUCCCCAGCCAGUCCCUGGCUGCAAAAUCCCUCCUGGGAGUGUGGUGGGGAUGAACCUGGCACUCAGCACUGACAGGAGCUACAUUCAACAGCAAAGGAGCCCCCAAGCCUGAGUCUGGCUUUGGAUUUCAGAUCGACUAUCACAGCGUGUUAGAGGAAGCCCAUGAUUUUACCAAUACACCAAACUGUUAGCACCCAAAAAUAGCCAUGUGUAGGAAAUGCUUUUGCCUGUUGAUCUGCAAAGAGUGGAGGAAAAGUGUUGUUUUCUGUUAAGUUAUGCAAAAUGCCUCUUGUCCAUGUUAUUUUCCUCUCUGCUAAAAUAAACGGCAAACAGCA
Corvus hawaiiensis (hawaiian crow) is the source of this 1174-nucleotide messenger RNA. It is a transcript of the gene CLEC19A, whose product is annotated as C-type lectin domain containing 19A. The record is from RefSeq and is a predicted model, not a curated record. The transcript has 5 exons. Bases 258 to 728 code for a protein of 156 amino acids. NCBI's taxonomy places the organism in Eukaryota, Metazoa, Chordata, Aves, Passeriformes, Corvidae. Gene Ontology annotation, molecular function: signaling receptor activity.